AUGUCAAACAACCCCUUUACGGAGAUGUUAUCUCCUGCGUCUACCGGAUCUAGGGGUGGUCGAAAUAGACCGCACGAGGAGGCCUCCAGAGUUGUUCCUAGUGUCAACAGAUCACGGAAGGAGGAGGCUUUUGGCUCGCAUUCCAACUAUUACGAUGACCAUGAUCUUCCUCCUCCAUACGAUGAAGUGACUAACAAGUACAAAAAAGACGAGUAUCCAAAGGACGAGAAAACUAGAAAGAGCAGUGAUUCUGGCUCUUCUGGCUCUUCUUUGAACCCGUUUCCCGCCUCAUCUGUUCCAAAGCAGAGUCACAAGCCUCGGAGCGAUUCAAAUCGUAAGCGGCUAGAUGCUGAACAGUUGACAGGGACUGUAGUGACUAGAAUUGCUUCAGAUGGGAGGGUGAGAUCAAAAAGUGCCGGAGAGCCAAGUAGACCGCGGAAAAGCAGCGAGCAAAAAUCUUCCAGGCAUCAUAAAGAGCAUAGGUCACACCGUCAUCAUCGCUCAAAAAAGCACACUGUGAUGGAGAAACCGAAAAAUUUGGAUACGAUCGACAAAUUGGAUGUCACAGGGUUCUUUUCCGGUGGAGGGUUUCAUCAUGACGGUCCUUUCGAUGCAUGCACGCCACACAGAAACAAAGACACUAAAGCUGCGCCUGUAAUGGCUUUUCCAGCCGAUGGCCCAAAUAACUCUAUCAAAGGAAUGGCUCCCAAAAAUGCAAGAGAGCAACAAAUUGAUAUGGUGUUCGGGUAUAACGAAGAGGAUUCUAUUUACACUCCAAAAACACAGUCUUCGCAUGUCCCUGGAAAGAGUCCAUAUAGCAAUGGAGUGGUUGUGAAACGUGCUUCAACCUCAAAUAGCACUUUGCUAGAUUUGAAACCGAAUCCAAACGUUGUGGCGUUCGACUCGAAUGUCAAAUCAGCCCCAAUUCACGGUGAUACCACACUAGGCUUGGGCUCUUCUACAUUCUUGGAUGGUGCGCCGGCUUAUGGUGCGCAAGAAAGGAAAGACAGCGGAGAACUGGGAAGAAAGAAAAGUCUUGUGGACAGAUUGCGCAAAAAGGACGAUGAGACUACAGGUCUGUUAAGGAGAGUCAAAAGUUUGAAAGUUUCCUCUAGAAGGUAA
This is a messenger RNA of Ogataea philodendri, 1122 nucleotides long. RefSeq lists its product as uncharacterized. The record is from RefSeq and is a predicted model, not a curated record. Bases 1 to 1122 code for a protein of 373 amino acids. The transcript has a single exon. NCBI's taxonomy places the organism in Eukaryota, Fungi, Ascomycota, Pichiomycetes, Pichiales, Pichiaceae. Gene Ontology annotation, cellular component: cytoplasm.